CAGCAUUUAGGACCACCCAUUUGAAGGAGGAGCCAGCACGGGCACGAGUUUCCCCGCAGCCGCGUGGUGUUGGUGCUCGCGGUAGACUAUAAGGCUCAUGUGAUCUGUCACAUGACAGCGGAUCUCCAGAAAGGCAGAAUGAGACUCCGAACCUGCCUCGUCGGGCUCCUUGCCCUCUUAGUCGCUGGCCAAUGCAGUUAUAGCCCGGAGCCGGACCAGCAGCGGACGUUGCCCCCAGGCUGGGUGUCCCUGGGCCGUGUAGACUACGAGGAAGAGCUGAGUCUCACCUUUGCCCUGAGACAGCAGAACGUGGAAACGUUGUCCGAGCUGGUGCAGGCUGUGUCGGAUCCUGGCUCUCCUCGUUAUGGAAAAUACCUGACCCUAGAGGAUGUGGCUGAACUGGUCCGGCCAUCACCACUGACCUUCCGCACAGUCCAAAAAUGGCUCUUGGCAGCUGGAGCCCGGAACUGCCACUCAGUGACCACACAGGACUUUCUGACUUGCUGGCUGAGUGUCCGACAGGCAGAACUGCUGCUCCCUGGGGCUGAGUUUCAUCGCUAUGUGGGGGGACCUGCAGAGAUCCAUGUUAUAAGGUCCCCACGUCCAUACCACCUGCCGAAGGCCUUGGCCCCUCAUGUGGACUUUGUGGGCGGGCUGCACCGCUUUCCCCCCACAUCAUCCCUGAGGCAACGCCCAGAGCCACAGGUGUCAGGGACUGUUGGCCUGCACCUGGGGGUGACCCCAUCCGUGAUCCGUCAGCGAUACAACUUGACAGCACAAGACGUGGGCUCUGGCACAACCAACAACAGCCAAGCCUGUGCCCAGUUCCUGGAGCAGUAUUUCCAUGACUCGGACCUGGCUGAGUUCAUGCGCCUCUUCGGUGGGAAAUUUGCACACCAGGCAUCAGUAGCCCGUGUGGUUGGACAGCAGGGCUGGGGCCGGGCUGGGAUCGAGGCCAGUCUAGACGUGGAAUACCUGAUGAGUGCCGGCGCCAACAUCUCCACCUGGGUCUACAGUAGCCCUGGCCGACAUGAGUCACAGGAGCCCUUCCUGCAGUGGCUCCUGCUGCUGAGUAAUGAGUCAGCCCUGCCGCAUGUGCACACCGUGAGCUAUGGGGAUGACGAGGACUCCCUCAGCAGCGCCUACACCCAGCGGGUCAACACGGAGCUCAUGAAGGCAGCCGCUCGGGGUCUUACCCUGCUCUUUGCCUCAGGUGACAGUGGGGCUGGGUGUUGGUCUGUCUCUGGAAGACACCAGUUCCGUCCCAGUUUCCCUGCCUCCAGCCCCUAUGUCACCACAGUGGGAGGCACAUCCUUCCAGAAUCCAUUCCGAGUCACAAAUGAGAUCGUUGACUACAUCAGUGGUGGUGGCUUCAGCAAUGUGUUCCCACAGCCUUCAUACCAGGAGGAAGCUGUAGCCCAGUUCCUGAGCUCCAGUCCCCACUUACCACCAUCCAGUUAUUUCAAUGCCAGUGGCCGUGCCUAUCCAGAUGUGGCUGCACUCUCCGAUGGCUACUGGGUGGUCAGCAACAGCGUGCCCAUUCCAUGGGUGUCUGGCACCUCGGCCUCUACUCCAGUAUUUGGUGGGGUCCUGUCCCUGAUAAAUGAACAUAGAAUCCUCAGUGGCCACCCCCCUCUUGGCUUUCUCAACCCAAGGCUCUACCAGCAGCGUGGAGCAGGACUCUUUGAUGUAACCCAUGGCUGCCAUGAGUCCUGUCUGAAUGAAGAGGUGCAGGGUCAGGGUUUCUGCUCUGGCCCUGGCUGGGAUCCUGUGACAGGCUGGGGAACACCCAACUUCCCAGCUCUGCUGAAGACACUAAUCAACCCGUGACCCUUUCCUGCUGGAGAGUGAACCUAUCCCCUGCCCCAUAGCUGCUGGCUUGGUCCCUUAUUCUGCACUGUUGGAAGCCCUGCUGAACCCUCAACCAUAGACUGCUGCAGACAGCUUAUCUCCCUAACCCUGAAAUUUUGUGAGCUUGACUUGACUCCCAACCCUACCCUACUCUAUCACGCUCACGUCUCCCUACUCCUGCCUCAUGUUUCUCUAUAGAUGCUAUAACUAGUAUUGUUUGGGACCCCCCAAACCCCCCUAUUUUUUUUUAAAUAUUUUAUUUAUUUAUUUGACAGAGACAGAGAUAGCGAGAGCAGGAACACAAGUAGCGGGAGUGGGAGAGGGAGAGCAGGCUUCCCGCCAAGGAGGGAGCCCGAUGUGGGACUCAAUCCCAGGACCCUGGGAUCAUGACCUGAGCCGAAGGCAGACGCUUAACGACUGAGCCACCCAGGCGCCCCCGAACCCCCCUAUUUCACUCCCCCCCAUUUCUUCUUCCUCUUUUCAACCAGGCUUUUUCGAAGAGUUGUCUAUGCUCUCUGUGUACACUGUUUCACUUCAUGUUCUCUCCUCAGUUCAGUGCAGUGAGACCUCUGCUCUCACUUUUUCCCUCUUUCCUCCCCUGACAAUGAUAGCAAUGGCCGUCCUGCUGCUUCAUCCAGUGCACUCUUCCCAGCCUUUGCUUUAUGGGCUCUCUGUCACAGCUGUCCACUGCCUCUCCUUCUUUAGCCUUCAGGGCUUAACUUCUUUUCUGACCAUUCCCUCUUCUUCCUUCUCUUUCUCUUCUUCCUCAUUGAAUGUUGGUAUACUUGAUUGCUUCAUCUUUACUCUUUUGCUCUUCUCAAUCUACCCAGUGUUCCCUGGAACAAGUUAGUCACCUGUAUCCACAGCUGUCACCAUCUCACUAAAUCAGACUUUUUUUUUUUUAAUUUUUAUUUUUUUAUUCUUAUGUUAAUCCCCAUACAUUACAUCAUUAGUUUUAGAUGUAGUGUUCCAUGAUUCAUUGUUUGUGCAUGACACCCAGUGCUCCAUGCAGAAUGUGCCCUCCUCAAUACCCACCACCAGGCUAACCCAUCCUCCCACCCCCCUCCCCUCUAGAACCCUCAGUUUGUUUUUCAGAGUCCAUCAUCUCUCAUGGUUCGUCUACCCCUCCGUAAAUCAGACUUUCUAUCAGACGAUGAUUGAUACCUCAAAUGCAAGGUGUAUGACACUCAAUACUUCAUCUCCCUCCUUCCCAAUUCCAGACCAUUCUCUUGUGUUCCUUCUUGGUAGAUGAGACUAUGCUUCUUCCAAGCAAGCCAGAAGCCUAAGUAUUAUCUUAGACUCCCCUUUCCUCCACCUCCCACUCCCUAUUACCACUGUCAAUAAGUUCUACUGAUUUCACCUCUUAAAUAUAUUUUUAUCAAUCCACAAGUCCUGCCUAACAUUUCCUAAGAAUAUCUAGAACUCAUUUACUUCUCUCCAUCUCUACUGCUACUAAAUUAGCUUAGAACCAUAUUUUCUCUCCUCUGAAUUCUAGGAGGCUCUUGAAAAAGAUGUCCUUACUUCCUGCCUGUCCAUAAAACCAUUUUUCCAGAGUAAAAUGCAAAUCCCAUCAGGUCAUUUACUUAAGACCCUUCAAAGAUUACUGAUGAAGUUCUGGCUUUUUGCUCUGACUCACAAACCUGAUCCUUUCCUUGCUAUUUUUCCUGAGUAACAAAUUGUUUAUCCUCCCGUGUUCUCCUUCCCCCUUCCUCCACUUCCCCCCUUUCACUUUUGCUCAAGAUAUUCUGUGCCCUUAACAUGACCCCUGACUCCCUUUGCCUGGUUGGUUUCCAGGAUUCUUUGAAGACCCAGCUCAGAAGUCUUCUCCAGUGAACCUUUGGCUCUCUGAAGCUAGUUGAUUUUGGUAUAGCAGAAAAUGAUUUGGUAUAGCAGAAAAAUCCCAGAUUUUUUUUCAAACCAAACAUUGUUUGAUUCUUGGUUCUGAUGUAGACUGGGAGAGAGCCUUGGACAAGUCCAUCUCCCUGAGUCUUUUCCCUCCUCUGUUAAGUGGGGAUAUCAGUACCUGCCUCUAACAAUAAUCAGGGAAUAAUUAAAUGGAAUAAAAUUGAUAGAGUGCCUGACACAAAGAAGUAGGCAGCAGAUGUUAGUUCCCUUUCUCCUUUGCACUGCAUACUCUGUGUCUACCUCUAGUAUUGUAACUCCAGCAUAGUAUUGAAAAUGCCAGUUUACCUCUUUGCCUCCCUUUGAAGACUGUUGGUGCCUAGAGGACUAGAGUCUUGUCCUACCGAACUUUGUACUCCCAGGCCCUAGCUCAGGAUUGGCAAAUAGGAAUUAAAUAAAUGUUUGUUGCUUGAAAA
Molecule: messenger RNA, 4169 nt
Organism: Mirounga angustirostris (Northern elephant seal)
Lineage: Eukaryota; Metazoa; Chordata; Mammalia; Carnivora; Phocidae
Gene: TPP1
Product: tripeptidyl peptidase 1
Exons: 13
Coding region: 112-1830 (572 amino acids)
Biological process (GO): central nervous system development; proteolysis
Molecular function (GO): tripeptidyl-peptidase activity; serine-type endopeptidase activity
Source: RefSeq, a predicted model, not a curated record